UGCCGAAGACCAUGCCGUUUGGCAUUGACCCACUGGCGCUACGCUAGUAUGCAACUCUUCUUCGAGCUUAACCCGUCUCGCCGCUUUCGGUGGUUUUCAUAAUCGCAAUAGGAACAAGGAGAAACAUCGAACAAGAGAAAUGUCAACUCUAAUCACGAUAGGGGAAGAACAACGACAACCUCUUCUUCUCGAUCCUUCCCCCGACGGAAACGAAGAAGAGAUCGCCGCUUCCUCAUCAUCCAACGAACCAGAUGCCCCUAAACCUACUCUCGACGACUCUAAUCAACGGCUCCUGUCUCUCGACGUAUUCCGUGGCCUCACCGUCGCGUUGAUGAUUUUGGUUGAUGAUGCUGGAGGGGCUUUUCCAUCUAUCAAUCAUGCUCCAUGGUUUGGUGUGACGAUCGCCGAUUUCGUGAUGCCCUUUUUUCUUUUUGGUGUUGGGGUCUCCAUUAGCCUUGUAUUUAAGAAAUCCUCUAGCAGAACAUUGGCUACAAAGAAAGUUAUAUUGAGGACGAUCAAACUUUUCCUUCUGGGGUUGUUUCUACAAGGUGGGUAUUUUCAUGGGCGUAACAAUUUAACAUAUGGAGUUGAUGUGGUCAAGAUACGAUGGCUAGGUGUACUACAGAGGAUAUCAAUUGGAUAUCUGCUGGCUUCAAUAUCAGAAAUCUGGCUUGUUUACAACGUUGUGGUUGACUGUCCAACAGCAUUUGUUAGGAAAUACCAUGUUCAGUGGAUUGUUGCUACCCUACUAUUAUCAUUUUACAUGUGCUUGCUCUAUGGCCUUUAUGUUCCAAACUGGGAAUUUCAAUCUCCAAGCCUGAAUCUGUCGACUAAUGGAUCCCAUACUCAAAUUGUACACUGUGGAGUCAGGGGGAGUCUUGAACCUCCAUGCAAUGCAGUUGGCUACAUCGAUCGGUAUUUUAUGGGUGAACAGCAUCUAUAUCAACGGCCUGUUUAUAGAAGAACAAAGGAAUGCAGUGUCAAUUCUCCUGACUAUGGGCCUCUGCCACCAGAUUCACCUGAAUGGUGCCUUGCACCCUUUGACCCUGAGGGCAUCUUAAGUUCAUUAAUGGCUGUCCUCACUUGUUUUGUGGGAUUGCAUUUUGGACAUGUACUUCUGCAUUAUAAGGGACAAAUGCAGAGAGCACUUUUAUGGUCCAUGUCUUCCUUUCCAUUACUAAUUUUAGGAUUUGGAUUAGAGAUGCUAGGUGUAACAGGCAUUCCUCUCUCCAAACCACUGUACACGUUGAGCUAUAUGUGCAUCACUGCUGGAGCAUCAGGCUUGUUCUUAACCAUUAUCUUCUACAUAGUAGAUGUCAAACAUUUUAGAAAGCCUGUGGUGUUAUUUCAGUGGAUGGGAAUGAAUGCUCUUAUCAUAUAUGCUUUGGCUGCUUGUGACAUUUUCCCAGCAGCUGUGCAAGGUUUCUAUUGGCGUUCACCGGAAAAUAACUUGGUUGAUGGUAUGGAAUCAUUGUUACAGGCCAUGCUUCAUUCAAGCAAGUGGGGUACCCUCGUAUUUGUAUUGCUCCAGAUCUUAUUUUGGUGUCUUGUUGCAGGUUUUCUCCACAUGAAAGGCAUAUAUAUAAAACUCUAGAAGAAUAAAAAAAAAAAGAAAAGAAAUACGGUACCAAAAAUUUUGAUAUUAGAUAUGUAUACAUUUUGCAUCACUUCUGAAAGGAUACACUGCCCUUGAAAAUCGAUUGUACAUAUUCGAAGCGUAACCUUUUGUUUUGGCAUUGUAAGAUUUCUAGCAGCCUGUCCCUGAUCUGUUCAAGUCUCAAAGGGCAGGCACGAACAGACAUUGAUCGGUCUACCCAAGUUUAGAAAGUUGAUAUGCAACCAAAUGGGAUUUAGCAGGGCUUGGUGUAGAGGGUUCUUUUGGUGGGAAGAGAGGAUGUUUUGUAACGAGUGAAUCAGAAUAGGCUAGAGGUGGAAGAGAGGAAGCUUAGAGCAGUCUUUUAAGUGUAAGUGCGUUGGUGACAGAUGGUGAGAGAUCAGAAAAGUGAAAGAAAUGAUGGAUUCGGGUGAAU
Messenger RNA from Theobroma umbraticum, 2030 nucleotides. RefSeq lists its product as uncharacterized. The record is from RefSeq and is a predicted model, not a curated record. NCBI's taxonomy places the organism in Eukaryota, Viridiplantae, Streptophyta, Magnoliopsida, Malvales, Malvaceae.